GGUUGGCCACAAUGGCUACAUGCCAGUUAAUAGAAGAAGACGUUUGCAACUAACCUAUUCUGCCAUUUGAAGCAUUUGAAACAAAAUAGUAAAAAUAUGCCAAUUUUAAUAUUGCUGGUUUGGCAAAGUGCUUGAUUUUCCGAGUGUUGUUUCCAUACAUUCCUUAUCAGUUGCCCUCAGUUCGAGUCAGUGCCCACAAAUGCCGACUUCCAGAAUAUUCAGUAUCCAGCAUGUCCUUUUUAUCGCAGCCGUAUAUAUCGAACUGGUAAACAAUGCUUCAGUGGACUCCCAAGGAUUAUACAACCAGAAGGAUAACGUGGAAAUACUGACGGCAACUAAUUUCAAGCAAUCAGUCACCAACAGCAAUCGGGCGUGGCUUGUGGAGUUUUACAACAGCUGGUGUGGCUUUUGCCAAAGAUUUGCGCCCUCCUGGAAGGAUUUUGCCAGCGAUGUGAAGGGGUGGUCGGAUUUAGUGGCUGUCGCCGCCCUGGAUUGCGCCAGUGAAGCCAACCACGGCCUAUGCAGAGAUUAUGAGAUCAUGUCCUAUCCGAACCUCCGGUACUUCCGUGAAGGAUUCCAAGAGGAGCCAAAUAACUACGGCUUUGCCAUGCAUCGAGGCGUAACUGCUGAGGAUCACAGACAUGACUUGGUCAAAGUAAUUGUUAAUGAGCAGACGCUAGGAAGAGGCGCGCACUUUCCCAAUAUGUUACCAUUCACCUCCAACAGUCUAGAUGGGAUUUUUGAGGGCGCAGCCCCUGCAGUCCAGUAUGCAAUUCUGACCGUCCACGAGCCAACCUCAUUGAUAGGGCCUGAACUGGUUCUCGAUUUGCACAGCAGCCCCAAUAUCACCUCACGAUACGCCUUUACCAACAACACAAAAUUGGCCUUAAGUCUUCCCAGUGGACCUUUGCCAAAUUUAUUUAUAAUCAACCGAAGUUUACACCCGGUUCUCUUAGUGCCAAAGAGCUACGACAGGCAGGGGAUGCUCGACGCAAUUGAACAGAAUCUCAAAGGGAAAGAUAUCGUUUUCCCCAAAAAUCCGCACAAGACAAACGACGAGGCUGAGGAUGAGGAAAAGCAACCACCCAGUUACUUAGUGCAGAACAUGCAGGAUUCCGUCUUCCAAAUGGACCUUGAGACUGCUUUGAGAUACUCCCUCAAAAGAGAAGUGGGCAGUUCGAAAGAAAUAUCGGGUGAAAAGUUGACCGCUUUGAGGAACUACCUUGAGGUAUUAGCUGAUUACUUUCCCUUGGGCCUCAAUGGCAAAAAGCUGCUGAAACAAAUCCACUCAAUGGCCCAAAUUAGCCAAGUAGUGCAAGGCAACGAAAUCGGCAAGCUUAUUAAGGAAGCGGAAGCGGAAUCCAGACAAGUGUUUUCGACUCCGCAAAAGUGGCUGGGAUGCCAAGGAAGCAGCCCCGAGUUCAGAGGCUACCCUUGCGGGUUAUGGAAAAUGUUCCACUAUCUCACAGUCAAUGUGGCCGAGGUGAAUGCGAAAAAUAGAUCAACCAAUCCGCGCCUCGCUCUACAAGCGAUGCAUGGAUACGUGAAGCACUUCUUCGGCUGUGCGGAUUGCAGCGAACAUUUCCAGGAAAUGGCCAUUCGAAGGAAAAUUGAGGCAGUCGCAUCGCUGGAGGAUGCAGUUUUAUGGCUGUGGCAAGCGCACAAUGAAGUGAACAAACGCCUCUCUGGCGAUCUAACGGAAGAUCCCAAGUUUCCCAAGAUGGAGUUCCCGGACAAACGCAACUGCCAAAGAUGUCGAAACCCUGAUGAAUCUUGGGACUCUGGCGAGGUGCUCAAAUAUCUUAAACGCAUGUACAGUAGUGUGAACAUCCACUAUAUGGGCGCUGAUACCAGUAUCAUUUUCCUAGGAUUAGAGGGACAUCGCACCGAGGGGCUACAGGAGGAAGAUGUACAGUUACAAGCACGAUCUACUAGGAAAGGUUUAACAAGCGAAACCAACCCAGAUGGUUUGUCGUCGGCGGCAACAGCAAAAGAUAAGGCAGUUUUUCCGUUUCUUAUGUUGUCUGUUUUAAUCAGUUUCGGCGCCGGCAUCGCUUAGGGUUUUUGCAUGCGAUCAUUUUUAUAUCAACAGUAACCUUCGAUAGGUAAACUGGAUACUAUUUACUAACUGGGUUGAAAUCAAAUUCUAUAGUUUUCUUAGUCACUAACAUGGAAUGCCUCACAACUGCAUGACAAGGUAUUUCUCUCUCGCUGAUUUUUUAACCAUUGCUAGAGGCCUUUUUAACAAAGUUUCUCUUUGGGCAUAUCUUCUCCCUAAUUUUCCUGCAGGACCACCACUAAAGCUAGACAUAUUCAAGAUAUGUGUGUGUGUGUGUGUGUGUUUCAAUUCCAAAUCAAAAUUAAUUCCUGGGUUUCAGUCA
Molecule: messenger RNA, 2381 nt
Organism: Dendroctonus ponderosae (mountain pine beetle)
Lineage: Eukaryota; Metazoa; Arthropoda; Insecta; Coleoptera; Curculionidae
Product: sulfhydryl oxidase 1
Exons: 4
Coding region: 200-2059 (619 amino acids)
Biological process (GO): protein folding
Cellular component (GO): Golgi membrane
Molecular function (GO): flavin-dependent sulfhydryl oxidase activity; protein disulfide isomerase activity
Source: RefSeq, a predicted model, not a curated record